Chaetura pelagica (chimney swift) is the source of this 3786-nucleotide messenger RNA. It is a transcript of the gene ROBO3, whose product is annotated as roundabout, axon guidance receptor, homolog 3 (Drosophila). Gene Ontology annotation, biological process: cell-cell adhesion; axon guidance. Gene Ontology annotation, molecular function: protein binding. Lineage: Eukaryota; Metazoa; Chordata; Aves; Apodiformes; Apodidae. The record is from RefSeq and is a predicted model, not a curated record. Gene Ontology annotation, cellular component: plasma membrane; axon.
AUGCUGCGGUACUUGCUGAAGACGCUGCUGCAGCUGAACCUGUUCGCCGACUCGCUGGGAGCGGAGAGCUCCAACUCUUCCGACCCCAACGGUACGGGUCCCGCGCUCCGUCUCACCCCCGGGAACGGUUCCCACCCCCUGCUGGAGGACACAGCCCCCCGCAUCGUGCAGCACCCAACGGACCUCCUAGUGCCCAGGGGGGACCCAGCCACCCUGCACUGCCGGGCUGAGGGCCGCCCAGCACCUGCAGUGGAGUGGUACAAGGACGGGGAGCGGGUGGGGACGGGGCGGGGGGACCGCACCCUCCUGCCAGGGGGGUCCCUCUACUUGCCCCGUAUCCUUCCCGGCCGGCGAGGCAGGACCGACGAGGGUGUCUAUGUCUGUGUAGCCAGGAACUACCUGGGAGUGGCCACCAGCCGCAAUGCCUCGCUGGAGCUGGCUGUGCUGCGGGACGAUUUCCAGCAGCCCCCUGGGGAUGUGGAGGUGGCCUCGGGUGACCUGGCUGUCCUGGAGUGCGUCCCCCCCCGUGGCCACCCCAAGCCCAGCAUCACCUGGAAGAAGGACGGUGCUUGGCUGGGUGACGGGGAUGAGCGCCUGACGGGGAGGCGGGCCACGGCCCUCUGUGUCGGCGUGGCCACCAACGCGGCGGGGGAGCGGGACAGCGCGCCCGCCCGCCUGCUGGUCCUGGAGCGCCCUGCUUUCGACCAGCGACCCCAGGACCAGGCAGUGCUGGUGGGGGGGACAGCUGAGUUCACCUGCCAGGCUGGAGGGGACCCCAGGCCCGCAGUGCGGUGGUACAAGGAGGAGGGCACUAUGCCGGCAGGGAGGUGGGAUGUGCUCCCUGACAACACCCUGCAGCUGUGGGCUCUGCGUCCAGAGGACGAGGGCACCUACACCUGUGUGGCUGACAAUGGCGUGGGCCGUGCCCAGGCCUCUGCCACCCUCACUGUCCGUGUGCCCCCCCAGCUGGUCACCGGCCCCCGCGACCAGAGUGUCACCCCUGGGCAGAGUGUCACCUUCCCCUGCCACACCAGGGGCAACCCCCCGCCUGCCAUCUUCUGGCAGAAGGAAGGCACCCAGACCCUGCUGUUCCCGGGCCAGCCCCCCUCACCCAGUGCCCGCCAUUGGGUGUCCCCUGCUGGGUCCCUCACCAUUGUCAACGUCACCCGUGCCGAUGCUGGCUCCUACCUGUGCCAGGCCCUCAGCGUGGCUGGCAGCCUGCUGGCCCAGGCCAGCCUUCAGGUGGCCCAGGGUGAGUUCCUGCCCCAUCCCAGCCCUCCCACCCUCCCUGCACCCCUUGCACCCACCCAGCACCCAGAAAUUCCUGGCUCUUCCCCCCACCCGCCGGUGAUCCGUCGGGGGCCCGGCAACCGGAGGGUUCUGCCAUGCCGGGGGGCGCAUGGUGGGGACCCUCCCACCAGCAGGGGAGGGCAGAAGGAUGGGAAUGCCCUGGGAGGGGCCCAGCCCCACAUCAGUCUGCUGGAGAACAGCACCCUGCGGAUCAGUGGGUUGAAGGUGGUGGAGUUGGGGCACUACAACUGCGUGGCCACCAGCCCAGUGGGCAAGAUGAGCUGGGGUGACUCCCUGGAGGUACAAGGUAAUGGAUCUGACAUUUCCCCACUGCCUCCUGAAGCUGGUGUUCUCCCUGGGCCACCCUCCACCCCUGUGGUUACCAACAUCACUGAAAGCAGCGUCACCCUCAGCUGGAAAGGAAAUGAGGAUAGUGGUGCCACCAAUGUCACCUCCUACAUUGUGGAGGCUUUCAGCCAGGCAGCGGGUGGUCCAUGGCAGACAGUGGCAGCUGACGUGGAGGGUGAGACCCACACAGUGAGCGGCCUCAUUCCUGACACCAUCUACCUCUUCCUGGUGCGGGCGGCCAAUGCCCACGGGCUCAGUGACCCCAGCGGCCUCUCGGAGCCUGUGCGCACUCAAGCCACCACCCCUGUGCAGGCAGGGCUGGACCUGGAGAAGGUGCAACAGGAGCUGGGGCAGGGGACUGUGCACCUGCUGGAGCCUGUGGUGCUGCUGCCAGGCACUGUCCGCCUCUUCUGGACUGUGGAGCACCAAGCACCCUUUCUUGAGGGCUACCGGGUGCUGCUGCGGCGGGGUGGUGGGCGCUGGGAGGAGGCACGGGUGGCACGGGGAGACCGGGGGGUGCUGCUCACCCACCUGCACCGUGGCCAGAACUACCAGGUCAAGGUCCAACCCUACUUCCACCACUUCCAUGGCCCUGAUAGCGCCGUACGCACCCUGAGCAUCCCAGAGGCGGUCCCCAGUGCCCCACCACAAGCUGUCAGCGUGGCUGGGAAUGGCAGCAGUAAUGCCCCCAGUGCCCGAAUUUCGUGGGAGCCGCCACCACCAGCUGAGCAGAACGGCAUCAUCCGUGACUACCGGAUCUGGUGCUUGGGCAAUGAGAGCCGCUUCCACAUCAACCAGAGCGUGGAGGGGACAGUACUGGUGACAGUGCUGCAGGGACUCAUCCCCGGUGUCCCUUACCAUGCCCAAGUCGCCGCUGCCACCAGUGCUGGUGUGGGCACCCGCAGUGCCCCCAUCCCUAUCCUUGUUGUCCCCCCAGUGGAGCAGGAUGUGGGGCUGGCAGGUGGCAGCAGCGUGGCCCAGCGCUUGGCUGAGGUGGCACGUCGCCCAGCCUUCAUUGCGGGUGUCGGCAGCGCAGGCUGGCUCAUCCUGGCAGCCUUGGCCAUGUGGCUCUACAGCCGCCGGCGCAGGAAGAAGGAGCUGAGCCACUUCACUGCAUCCUUUGCCUACACGCCUGCUGAUGCUGGCAUCACCCGUUACAUUGCCCAGAUGGAGCCAUUUGGGGCCGGGGCUGGCGAGGGGCUGGUUUACGGCACACUUGAGGUGGCGGAUGAGGAGCUCGGCACCCUCCCCCGCCCCUUCUCGCAGCAUGGGACCCCCUACCCCGGGGGGGGUCCCCAACCCAUGGAUGCCCCAGCCCCCCACCGACGGGUUGAGCAUGGGGCCAAGGGGACAAAGCUAGGGAAGACAGUAAAGCCACCAGUGGUAACUUGGACAGAGGUGAAGCCACCAGCAGUGAGUUGGAUGGAGGUGAAGCCACCAGUGGUGAGUUGGACGGAGCUGCUGCCCCCACCACCUUCAGACAGUGAGCUCAGCCACUGUGCCCAGGAGGAGGAUGAAGAGGAAGAGGCAGCUAGAGGGUUGGGGACAGAGGAGUGGUGCCCUGGUGAGGACAUCCCCUGUGCCACCGCCACACCCUCGCCUGCUGCCUCCUCCCGAUCCAUGGCCAUGCUGACACCAUCGGCCCACACCACUGAGGACACCUCCUGCCUCCAUGACUUCCAGAGCUCCCGCCUGCCCUGGAGCCCCCCCCGGAGUGCUGGAACCUCCAAUCAGGACACUGUUGAGACCCCUCCACCCCGAGCCCGCUGCCCACUGGGCACAGGGACAACCCGUGGGGACACCCCAAAAAGUCGCCUGAAGCCCAAAUGCAGCCGCUACCGUCAGGAAAAGCCACCAGGAGAGCUGCCACCUCCCCCUGUGCCACCACCGGGCCAGACCCCUGGCACCUUGCCAGAGCCCAGCAGGGCCCAGCACCAGGCCACCCCAGAUGAGCUCAUCCCCUACGGCAAAACCUCAGGCCAGCCCUGGGGUCAAGCAUCUGGUGGUGGCUCCACCGCUGGCAGCAUCUCAUCCAGAGGCUCCACCAGCUCCCGUGGCCAUGGCUCAGGGUGCAGCAGGACCACAGGGGACCGCAGCCACCGCCACCGCCCGGGGCCACCUGCAACCUGCCCCACACAGGACAAGUGA